CACGUUUCAGUUUGUUUAGUAAAUCGAUCCGAUGCCUCCGGGGCCCCGGCUCUCUCGGCCCGGCCGCCAUUGAGCCCUGGGGCCGCCUUCCUCGGGGCAGAAAGAGAGGGGAAAGGGCUGUGGCCCGGGACGGAGAAGGGAGGGAAGGAAGGAAGGAGGGAAGGAAGGGAGCCGGCCCAAGAGCGGCGGCUGGCACCCCGGCGGCAGGUUCAACUGAUCUCCCUUCUUAUCACGCAGUGGGGCUUUCCAGUAUCAAGAAACCUGGGUGGAGACUUCUCAGAACAGUGAGCUUAUCGAUAGUUGCUCAGCAGAGCAACCCAAUAUGAAUACUGCAGACAAUGGAGCCAUUGGUCUUUGUGCAAUAUGUGGAGACAGAGCCACUGGCAAGCAUUAUGGUGCCUCCAGUUGUGAUGGAUGUAAAGGGUUCUUCCGACGCAGCAUACGAAAGAAUCAUGUUUACACCUGCAGAUUUAGCCGGCAGUGUAUUGUUGAUAAGGACAAGAGAAAUCAAUGCAGAUACUGUCGUUUAAAAAAGUGUUUCCGUGCUGGGAUGAAGAAAGAAGCUGUUCAAAAUGAACGAGACAGAAUAAGUACAAGGAGAAGCACUUCUGAAGGCAGCAACAGUCCUUCUAUUAACACACUGGCCCAGGCUGAAGUGCUUUCUCGCCAGAUCUCUGUUUCAAGUCCCAGUGCUGGUCCUACUGACAUAAAUGUUAAGAAAAUUGCUGGCAUUAGUGACAUCUGUGAAUCUAUGAAGCAACAGCUCUUAGUUCUUGUGGAGUGGGCAAAAUAUAUUCCAGCCUUCUGUGACCUACGGCUAGAUGAUCAGGUUGCCCUGUUAAGAGCACAUGCUGGAGAACACCUGCUGCUUGGAGCAGCAAAACGCUCAAUGGUUUACAAAGACAUCAUUCUUUUAGGUAACGAUUUUAUAAUUCAUCGCAACAGUUCUGAAAUUGAGAUCAGUCGAGUAGCAAACCGAAUUCUUGAUGAAAUAAUACAUCCAUUUCAAGAAAUUCAAAUUGAUGAUAAUGAAUACGCCUGCCUAAAAGCUAUCAUUUUCUUUGAUCCAGAUGCAAAAGGACUAAGUAAUUCAAUGAAGAUCAGGAACAUGAGGUUUCAAGUUCAGAUUAGUUUGGAGGAUUAUAUCAACGAUCGCCAGUAUGACUCCAGGGGACGCUUCGGAGAACUCCUCUUGUUGCUGCCUACUCUGCAGAGUAUUACCUGGCAAAUGGUUGAGCAAAUACAAUUUGUUAAACUCUUUGGAAUGGUUAAAAUUGACAGCUUGCUUCAGGAGAUGUUAUUAGGAGGUGUUUCUAAUGAUGCUUCCAAUCUCCAUCCAACACAUCCUCAUCUAGCACAAGAUCCACUCACUGGAGAAACUUUGCUUAUAAGUCCAGUGACUGUUCCUGUACAUUCGGAACAGAUCUCAACUCCUGAAACUCCACUUCCUUCUCCUCCACAAGGCUCUGGUCAAGAAUACAAGAUAUCUACAAACCAAGUUACGGUUAUUUCCCAGCCAUCUCUUCCGAAACAAAAGCCAUUAUGAUACUGAUCAAUAUUUUUGUAGUACUAUCACUAUGUUAAAGCAUUAUGACACUGGAAAACUCAGGAUGCAGAACGUCGACCCAUUAUUAAACAAGACAAGCACUGUUCUCUUUGGAGAAGUUUUUUUUUAAAAAAAAAUCUAUGUGGAGCAUGAGAGAGAUAAUUUUUGCUGACAUUUUUUUAAAAACCCUGAAUUCAAACAGAAUUUUUGGUUUCUAAGAGAUAAAUGGAUUAAAACUGUUCCAUAUUUGCAUUGCCUUUGAAUCAUAAUUGAGGAGGUUUAAUUUAUUGUCUCUGUAUACCAUUUGUCAUCUUAAGAAAUCUUAAGUAAUAUUCCUUUGCUGAAUGCAAAGUCUGAUUUUAAUGAAAUUGAAAUAUGAAAUGUAGAAAUAAUGAAACAGCAAAGUGAGUGGUUUUAACAGUUAAUCAAGGUAGGCGUCUCAUUUUCUUGAGUAUACAGUACAGGUUGAAAGCCAAAAUGCUUCCUGAAAGCAUCUAUAAAUGAUAUGUAUGCGCGUGCAUAUGUGAUGAAACGCUGCACAUGUUUAAUCAGAAAUAAGGCCCACUGAACUGAAUGGAGCCCACAACCAAGGAAGUAUACAUAAGACUGCAAGUUGUGUAAAAGAAGUCACACUCAUUUCAGUGCAAUUUAUUUUUAAGUCAGUGAAUUUGCUGUGAGACUAGUUUCAAAAAUACAUGUAUGUCUGUACGCUUAAAUAGCAAAAUAUUUUAUGAUUUUAAUGUACGGUUAUUUUCUUGUUAGAUGCCUUGUUUUAAUGAGAAAAUUAUUUAAACUUUGAAUAAUUUAAUACAACAAUAAUAUAAGAAUGCUACCAAAACCAAGAAACCCUGCUACCCCAAUGACUGCUGGUCAGUACCAUGCUAGUGGAUUAUGAAUUUGUUCUGGCUUUUCAACUGAAUUUUAAAGGAAUGUUCCACAUUCCCAAAUUCUCUACAUUCCUAAACAAAAUAUGUGUAAUAUCAUGAAUAGAUUCAUUAAACUCUGUACUAAAAUCCAGAAUCUGUCAGUGAAUUCAACACCAUUAGCUGCUCUCCUCCCUGCAUUUCCUUAGGCCUGCACUGAGAAAAUUAGACAUUUGAAGAUUUCUUUAAAAAAAAACCCGGUUUCUUUUCUGAUAGUUUUUCUUUUUGAAUGAGUAUUUUAUAUUUUUUUUAAUGAAGAUGUUGCAUUGUAAAUACAUUGCAGUACUUCUCUUGCAUCCAACACUAUAUUUUAGCAAUGCUCAUGAUGGAGCAUUGGUGCCAGCAUUAUUUAGGCAUUCGUAUUGUGGAUAUAAUGAUCAUGAAAACAUGGAGAGUACAAGUGAGCAUUCUAGCUCUGUCCAUCCUCAGUCCUGGUCUCUGUUGCCCUCCAUAUGUUGAGGUUGAAUGUAUGUAGUCUGUUCAUGCAAGGACCCAGUGCAGUUUGGGACCAUGAAAGUCCAUGUUGUGUUCCUGCUGCUGCAUGUCCAUCACAGGGGGUCUUGGAAACUAUGACAGGGAAACUGUCAUUGCCUUCUUCUGAAGGUGAGAGGUUAUAAUUUGACCAAGGACAUACCUAGCCAAGUAGGGAUUCACACCAUGAUUACCCAGAUUCUUUGUCCAAAACUCCAACCACUUCACUAGCUCAAUUAUUUAAUCAAUAAAAUUCCAAACUAGAUAGCUCUUUUAUCUGUUCUAACACAGUUCUUCAUAUUUUUGUGUUAAUUUCAAGAUAUAUUUAAAGCAAGCUUAGGUUUUUUUUUUAAUUCAAUGAACAAGCAAAACCUAUUUCCAUCCUAUCACCACAAUUUUCCCCUUGGAAAAAUAAAAUGAGGGAAAAACCUUCUUUUCUAUCCAUAAGUGUUACAUUGAUUACUCAUUGUUAUACUGUGUGGUAUACAAUUCUUUCACAUGUAAUGUCAGAGCUCCUGGAUCUCAUGGAAAUGACUCUGUGGCAUGGGAAGUAUCUACAGCAAUGUUGUCCUAUUAUGGAAAUGAGCUGUGGCUAGAUUUCACCCUCUGAGCAGCAACUCUGAUGUAAUUUAAAUGCCGGGGGGGGGGGGGGGUUUAAAAGGAGCACCACUAACAGCUAUGGAUGUGUUAAAACCUAUCAUAAGCCAAGUUGCUCCACCAAGAGAUCCAUGUACAAGCAUUAUAUGAUACAACUUAUCCAUUUUUAUUCUCCAUCGUCUGACCAUCAGCUAUGAGCCAUCUGGAAACUAGUGAACAGUAUUUGGGAUGCUAUGUACUGAAUUAGGCAAAUGCCCCUUUAAGAUCACCACUUUUGUGAAUGGGAAGGACACAAGUGUUGAUUGGGCUAAUUCCAGGCCUUUGCGGACCAAGUUAUUCAUAUGGCGCAUUCCCAAGAUUCUGCUACAUGGGUUUUCUUUUAUUUGUUGCUUCAACUCCAGGACAUUACAGGGUUGUAGUAAUGGAGAAAGAAAAGAACUGACCUGUAGAUGUUUAAAGCCUGGUUUUGUUUAACUUAUGGUGUUACACGAGCAGUGCAGCAAGAAUCUGGAAGAACAGAGGGACUGGCGCUUACUGUAGCACAUUCUUUAUUUACAAGAGAAUGAGUUUGUAAACUGCCAAAAUGUUCAGAUAUCAGAACUUUUUUUUUUGUCGUGUCAGGAGCGACUUGAGAAACUGCAAGUCGAACUGAAACUGUUGUCUUUUUGUUUGAACUCUUAAUAUUGUUGCCUGUUUUAUAAAUUACUAUUCUUUGUUAAAUAAUACAUAUAUUGUAAUUUAUUAAAAUUUGAUUUAUUUUCUAAGUGUAAAAAAUAUUUUUGUAAACCUAAAUGUACCAAAUCAAAAUGACUAGCUUUGUUAAAACAGCAUACUGUGCUGAGCUUUCUGAACUAUGAUGUAAUGUGAAUGUAAGCUUGAGUAGCCAUGAAAUGGUUGCUGCAAAUGUUUUCAGAUUGACUGUUUUUCAUCAAUCCUCAAUAAACAGAUA
Molecule: messenger RNA, 4486 nt
Organism: Anolis sagrei ordinatus
Lineage: Eukaryota; Metazoa; Chordata; Lepidosauria; Squamata; Anolidae
Gene: HNF4G
Product: hepatocyte nuclear factor 4 gamma
Biological process (GO): cell differentiation; anatomical structure development; positive regulation of transcription by RNA polymerase II
Molecular function (GO): zinc ion binding; nuclear receptor activity; RNA polymerase II cis-regulatory region sequence-specific DNA binding
Source: RefSeq, a predicted model, not a curated record